Rhododendron vialii is the source of this 2495-nucleotide messenger RNA. RefSeq lists its product as uncharacterized. The transcript has 9 exons. NCBI's taxonomy places the organism in Eukaryota, Viridiplantae, Streptophyta, Magnoliopsida, Ericales, Ericaceae. The record is from RefSeq and is a predicted model, not a curated record. Bases 91 to 1494 code for a protein of 467 amino acids.
UUCACGGCAUCCACCGCUUCUCUAUCUCCUCUGUGACGGGAUCCCUGGUGAAAACCCCGACCCACCACUUCUCUCUCUCGAUUUCUCGAGAUGUUUGAUCAAAACAGCGCAGCAGGAAUGGAGGAAGCGGGUGCUGAUUGUGGUAGUGAUGUUGAUUUGGAAGAAAAGAUUGAGAAGAUCCUUGUUGCUGAUGACGAGGAAAGACUGAUCACAUUGUUGACAAGCCCGCCACUAUUAAUUGAUGGCACACCUCAAUAUUGCCGGGACCAUCUUUUGGAGAGUCUCUGCAUGAAUGAUGCCGUAAAAUGUGCCACUGCGUUGCUGGAAGGAAAACUGGGCGGCAUAAGACUGGAUUUGGAUGGGGAUCACCUCUUGCAUCGUGCGGCUAGAUUUUGUUCAUCGGACCUGGUCCAGUUAUUUCUUCACCAUAAAGCUCGAAGUGAUACCAGAUAUUCUGAUUAUAGAUAUGAUGAUGGGAAAGAUCUGAGGAAUGGGUUGCGCCCACUCGAUAUAGCGUUUAACUUUGCAAGAAGUCAGUACCCGUCUCUGGAGUCGUAUCCAUUUGGAGGGCAAUCUAGUUUUGAAAUGAUACUGUAUCUUUGCCAACUCGGAGCGGGAAACAUUGGGGAUACUAUUAAGUUUCUUGCAUGUUCAUCCAAGGACGUUGCAAAGGAAGCUUACCAUUGUGCAAGGAAAGGAAAGCUCAUUGAGUUGGCUCUCUUGCUGAUUGUGGCUCGUGAAAAGAUUUUGGUCCCUAUCAAUUUGGACGUCAAAGGUGGUGUUGGUUCAAGCGGAAGAACCACCAUCCUGCAUUGGUUACAGUUUCAAAUCCUAAUACUAACUCAUGAGGAGAAAUUAAUGGGAGACUGUAAAAAUGGCAAGUUAACUAAGAUUCGCAGGAAGAAGAUGGUUAUGAGGUCAGCUGCACUAUUGCUUGAAGUUUUUGAGAGGGCUGGUCAUGCUAUUGAGGAAAUUAUUCAGUACCUGUCACGUUCACCUUGCGCGAGAAGUGAAGAAGUGGGGAAACAUGCUGUUUUCUGGCUUAAGGAAGCAGGAUUUAAAUUCAAGAAUGGGGACUUUGAUUUUAGCACUAUGGACUGGUUUGACAUUGCGCUUACUGAUUCCUUAAGGACCAAGAACAGGAUCCCUACCAAGGAUGCUCCAUCAGCAGAGACGAAUUCCAGUCCUCGCCUGCCUUUGCCGCAGCAAAAAAUUCCGGCUUUGCCCCUUUGGGUUAGAAAAUUUGUUCUUAGUCCUUGGUCCGCUGCCCAGACUUCCCCUUUUCACCAAACCCGUGGUUUAUCCUCUACGGACAAGUCACAUUACACAAAUCAUAUCCCAAAAUCAAUCUCUCGUUCUCAUUAUUCUGCAAGUUUGGAUGUUCAAGCAAAGAAGCAAACUGAACCCAUAGAGCAGAAUGUUCCCCAAUGCCUGUCCAAGGUGAAGCUUGCACGUUUUGCAAGGUUGCUUAGGAGGGGGAUGAAAAUUGCUUGAUUCAUGUACGAGCUCUUUGGAGGUCUCACUUGUUACUUUUGAUUUGGGACUUGUCUUCCUUGAUGUCUAAAACACCGACUAAUUACUUGCUCUUAACGUCUACCAAAGGACAGCUGUUGGAAGUCUUAAGACUCGUUUGGGUGGUUUCAGUUGAUGCUUUACAUUUAUGAAACCAGGGUGGGGUUCUAGGUUUUAUGGAGACUACAGGGCGGCUAUAUCCAGCAUGGCUUUCUUACAGUAGAUGGAUUUCCAGAAUCAGGGCGCUGCAAGUGCUGGAUGGGCAUGUAAUAACGGUUUUCAAGGGCUGGUUUCUAAUGAGUUCUUUUGACUUAAGGCACCGUUUCAUUUUUCACUGGAUUAUAGCAUCGGGUUGGACUAUAGACACAAGGAGACCACAUUUCCUACAUUUGGUUGCAACUAAUUGCGGUCAACCAUUACAUAUCCAUCCGAUACAUUACCUAGGACGGUGUGGUAUUGUUAAUUCCCCUGAGCAUUAAUCGGAUGGGAUUGGUAAUCUGAUGGAGUUAAUUUUGUAUCGUUUCAAAUUUGUUUGGGGUAAUAUUGAUUGUUAAUGGUUUCAAUGAGGAAAAGACACCCACUGCCUCACUGAAUGAGAUAAACUCAUCCUUCUAUUUGUCUAGCUAUAAAGGUACAAUUGCUCUUAUUUAUACUGAUGAAAAUCUACGUCACAGUUGGAAAUUUUCUAAACGCAUGAACUUCCUAAGCCCUUGGUCUCAAAUUAAUUGUAGUAGUUUUGGCUGUGGAAAGGAAUCUUAGCUAGGCUUAAAUUGUUCCAAAAACUCCCCCAAAAAAGCGACAGGGACGACACAGUAGGGAUGGCAACAGGUGAUUAAAAAGGUUUUGAACUUUGUAGUUUCGCAAAAAAAAAAAAAAAAGUUUCAACCAUUUCACACAGAUAGUUUGGAGAAGGUUUAUGGUGUUAUUUCAAAGAUAUGUUAAUUCUUUGAAAAGGACCUUGAAGACAAAAUUCAGAAUUACUU